GGUAUUUUUUGGGUUGAACAAAGUGCAAGUACUGGAAAACGUGAGCUGUAUCAUGAUUCCGCGAAGUCACCGUCCGCAGGUCGCGUUAGAUGGGCGCCAGAACAGUCUGUGCAAAAUUGCGUUCACGAAUAUGGUGGAGGGUCAUUCAUCCCUUUAAAGGAUGGCUCUGUCGUUUACAGUACUGUAGAAGGUGUGUUUCAUCAGAAGCGUCCAGAUGCUGCUCCUAAACAAUUAGCAGAUGCUAAUGAGAAGAAGCUCAGGUAA
Messenger RNA from Strongylus vulgaris, 264 nucleotides. The record is from the annotation of a GenBank genome assembly. Lineage: Eukaryota; Metazoa; Nematoda; Chromadorea; Rhabditida; Strongylidae.